AUGCGUAUUUUUCUAUUGUGUAUCGCAGUCAUUGAACUAUUCUUAACAAGGAUCGUUGAUGGUACAUAUCGAUAUUCAUCAGCACGUUAUACCAGUCGAAGUUAUUCAAGUGGAGCUUCAUGUUCAACUGAUCAAUGCACAUACAUUGCUAUCGGAGUCGGAUGUGCAGCUGAUGCAAAUGUUGCUGCUAGUUGCCGUAAAAUUCCGUUGUCAUGUAUUCAUGCUGUUGUACAAGUUUACAUCUAUUUGAAAGCAGCCUGCUGUAUUUAUAUCAAAGUUACAUUUUCUUAA
This is a messenger RNA of Adineta ricciae, 291 nucleotides long. The record is from the annotation of a GenBank genome assembly. NCBI's taxonomy places the organism in Eukaryota, Metazoa, Rotifera, Eurotatoria, Adinetida, Adinetidae.